GAUAUUUUUCCAUUCGUUUUGGUGGGUGACAGCUGUUUGUUGGUUUGAAGAACGCCAAAGCAGUGGGAAAAUCUCUGAAUAUUGAAAGCGACAAGCGGCAAGCUCCCGCGCAAUCGGCCGAAUCAUCAAAUUUCUAAGUGGCGUUGCUCAUCGUGUUCUUCUCUGUCUCUCUUUACAGUUUGGAAGUCCAAAGAAGCCCGCAGAAGUCUUCAGAAGCAGUUAUAAUUGCAGUUCUACUUGCGUUUGAAAAGUUUGAAGAGAAAAACAAAAAGUCAAAAUGUCUGAUCGCAAGGCCGUGAUUAAGAAUGCUGACAUGAGCGAGGAGAUGCAGCAGGACGCUGUCGACUGCGCGACACAGGCCCUGGAGAAGUACAACAUUGAGAAGGACAUUGCUGCUUAUAUUAAGAAGGAGUUUGACAAAAAAUACAACCCGACAUGGCAUUGCAUUGUUGGACGCAAUUUUGGAUCGUAUGUUACACACGAGACGCGCCACUUCAUCUACUUCUACUUGGGUCAGGUGGCCAUUUUAUUGUUUAAGAGCGGUUAAAGUAUUGUCGAGUCGGAUGAAGUGGUGGUGAGGAGGCUGGCGGCGGUGCAGCGGCUGCAGGAGCAACUGCAACAGGAGCAAGGGCAGCAGCAGUAUCAGCGAGAACAUCAACAACAACAACAACUAGAACAACAAGAACAUGAACAGAUUGAACAACAAUUACACCAACAAUCCCCCCAACAACAUGAAAUUUAUGAAAAUAAGGUAGAAGAUCAAACACAACAACACCAUCAGCACGUUAAGCAACAACACGAAGCGGCAACUUCUCAACAACAACUCGAAGAAGAUGAUGGAGAAGAAGAAGGCGAUGAAGAAGCAGAUGAAAAUGAACCGGAUAUGGAAGAUCAACCCGAAAAGCACACAAACAGAGCCACACAAGCCGAAGAGGAGGAUGAUGAGUCUAUGGAACUAAGCGAAGAGGAGGAGGAUCAGGAGGAUCAGAAGGAUCAGGAUCAUGAUGACGAAGACGAAGACGAAGACGAUGAUGAUGAUGGCACCAUUGUCGAGGACAGCGAUGCCACCAGCUGUAGCAGUUGUCGUCGCGCCGAAAUCGAAGAUCAGCUCCAGAAUUCAACUCCACCAACUCCAGGAUCCAAUUAGUAGCUACUAGUUCCAUUUCUUCGGUCGUAUACCAUUUCAUAUAUAAACUACAAAAAGGAUAUAUGAUAAAAUACGAUGCAUGAUUUGUAAAUGUAAGGAAUACCCCUAUUGUUGGGCAGGGUAUUCCUUCCAUUCCAAUUUGUAGUGCACGAAAACGCCACCCAAAAAUCCCCAAAGAAUCUCGCUGAACUUGAAGAAAACAAUUGAAAGAAAAAAAAAACAAAAAAAAAAAAAUCAAGAAAAUGGCAGAGCAGAGCAUGAUGCAGCAAAAAAUAAUAAAAAAAAAAGAAUUAAAUACCAGACACAAAAUACACAAAAUACUAAAAAUGGUAUACCAACGUUAUUUUUAGCUAUCGAUCAUUAUUUCUCCACCAAAUCCUCAGUAUUUUGAUUUGGUUCUAUUAUUUUCGAAAAACACACCAUACACACACACCCACAACAUAUGAUAUAUGAUUUAAGUUGCCCACUGCCCGGCCCACCCCUCAACCUCCUCCGAUCAUCCAAAAAUUGUACCUCCUAAUUAUUUUUUUGGUUAAUAAAAAAAAAAAAGAAAGAAAAUGGAUACGAAAUGUAUAAUUAUGUGCUGGCGCUUUGUUUUUGGCCUUGUAUAAUUUUUUAUUUUAACUCAUAAACAUGCGAGAGAGCAAUUAAAACCAUUGUUACAUAACAAAAUCAACCGAAAAAUAAAUCAAGGAUUUUCUUUUUUUUUCCCCUA
Molecule: messenger RNA, 1862 nt
Organism: Drosophila ananassae
Lineage: Eukaryota; Metazoa; Arthropoda; Insecta; Diptera; Drosophilidae
Product: dynein light chain 1, cytoplasmic
Exons: 3
Coding region: 278-547 (89 amino acids)
Biological process (GO): cilium assembly; microtubule-based process
Cellular component (GO): cytoplasmic dynein complex
Molecular function (GO): dynein light intermediate chain binding; dynein intermediate chain binding
Source: RefSeq, a predicted model, not a curated record